AUGUUCCAUACUUUGGAUACUUUUGAUACAGAAUUUUCUGCUGAUUCUGUUGAAUGGUGCCCAAUAGAUUCUUUCAAAAAUAUAUUUGUCUGUGGAACAUAUCAAUUAAUGAAAGAUGAGGAAUUAACAUCCAAUAGCUUACUGUCAUCGAAACGUUUAGGAAGAAUCUAUGUGUUUGAAGUUGUAGAAAAUGGAUGCCUAAUAUUAUUGCAAAAAUUAGAUGUACCUGCUAUAUUAGAUAUAAAGUGGGCACAUGUUAUAUGCCAAAAUAAAAUUUUACUUGGUGUUGUAAACUCUUUAGGCUAUCUCCAAAUUUACCAACUUAAAAAUAACGAUGGAAAAAAAAGUUUAGAAUUAUUAAUACAAAAAAGAGUUGCAGAUGAGGGCGAAAUUCUUGCAUUAUCUUUAGAUUGGUGUACAGGAAGAUUGACGAGCAAUAAUGAAUUAGGUUCGAAAAUAGUAGUUAGCGACUCGAAAGGUUCCGUAUCGUUGUUCGAAUUAAAUAAUAAUGAACUUAAUGAAAUUAAUUCGUGGAAUGCACAUGGAUUCGAAGCGUGGAUCGCGGCUUUCAAUUAUUGGGAUACGAACGUAGUAUACAGCGGUGGCGAUGAUUGUAAAUUCCAAUGUUUCGAUACAAGAGUAGGGACCCAUCCUAUCGCGUCAAAUAGGGUUCACGGUGCUGGUGUUACAAGUAUUCAUAGUAAUAUAACAAGAGAAUUUUUGUUAUCAUCUGGAAGUUACGAUGAAAUACUGAGACUAUGGGAUACAAGAAAUUUUAAGAGACCAAUAUCGGAAAUGAAUCUCGGUGGCGGCAUUUGGCGUUUGAAGUGGGAUCCUUUCGUACGAAGAUAUUUGCUCGCGGCUUGUAUGUAUGGCGGAUUUAGAAUAGUCGACUGCGAAAAGACAGAAACUCCGUUUGUUAUUGGCGAAUACAACGAACAUAAAAGUAUAGCAUAUGGAUGCGAUUGGUCUUUCUUAAAUAGCAAAGAAAUUACAGAACAAAUACUUAAAACAAAAAUGCAAAAUGUUCUUUUAACAAGUACUUGUUCUUUCUAUGAUCAUGUUUUAAAAAUAUCAGCGUUAUAUAUAAAGGAUAAUUAA
Habropoda laboriosa is the source of this 1101-nucleotide messenger RNA. Its product is annotated as diphthine methyltransferase. Gene Ontology annotation, molecular function: protein binding. The transcript has 3 exons. Bases 1 to 1101 code for a protein of 366 amino acids. The record is from RefSeq and is a predicted model, not a curated record. NCBI's taxonomy places the organism in Eukaryota, Metazoa, Arthropoda, Insecta, Hymenoptera, Apidae.